UACACUGCAUUUCUAGCCUUGCAAUUUUUGAAUUUGUUAAUUAUAUUAUACGGAUACAAAUAUUUUUGUUUUUGUUUGGAAUAUAAAUAUGUUGUUAACUUUAAAUAGGAAUCCAAAGAAGAAAAACAAAAACAAUACACCGGAGGCGGUACUACGCCGAAGGUCCUAACUCAAUGUGGCAUAUCGAUGGCCAUCAUAAAUUAAUCAGAUGGCGUAUGGUGACCCAUGGCGGUAUCGAUGGAUAUAGUCGUUUGCCGGUAUAUUUAAAAUGCUCUACAAAUAAUAAGGCUCAGACCGUUGCAGAGUCAUUCACCCAAGCCAUGCACCAGUAUGGAAUUCCCAAGAAAGUAUGUGCCGAUAUGGGUGGAGAGAAUGUAAUAGUAGCAAAUAUCAUGAUGCAACAUCCUCAAAGGGGUGUUGGCACAUUUAUUACAGGUCGGAGUGUGCACAACCAAAGGAUUGAGAGGUUCUGGAGAGAUGUGCAUACAGGUUGCACUUCAACAUUUUACAACCUAUUCUAUAAAAUGGAGGAUUUAGGUUUACUGAACACUGAUUGCGAAAAAGAUAUGUUUGCGUUGCAGUAUACCUUUUUGCCGAUUAUCAACAACGGACUAGAAAAGUUCAGGCACAGUUUUUCUCGACAUAAAUUGCGAACUGAAAAGAACAGGUCACCAAUGCAGUUGUGGCGUAGUGCUUUCAAUGAUAUCGAAUGGUUUGUGGAGAAUGAUUUGCCUGAAAACUUGAGACAUCAGGAAAACGAAUUAAAUGUAGACAGAAUCCUGGUUCCCAAUGAACUUGACUUGACCAAUGUACAACUUGAGAGGAUUGCUGAUGAUUUUCCAUAUGCAGUCAGAGAAUUGGCAAGUGAAGAGGAACAGAUAACAUAUUUCUCAUCACUGAAAGAGUUUCUGAACACGAUGUAA
This is a messenger RNA of Anneissia japonica, 923 nucleotides long. RefSeq lists its product as uncharacterized. The record is from RefSeq and is a predicted model, not a curated record. Bases 174 to 923 code for a protein of 249 amino acids. The transcript has 4 exons. NCBI's taxonomy places the organism in Eukaryota, Metazoa, Echinodermata, Crinoidea, Comatulida, Comatulidae. Gene Ontology annotation, molecular function: nucleic acid binding.